Molecule: messenger RNA, 1068 nt
Organism: Fusarium coffeatum
Lineage: Eukaryota; Fungi; Ascomycota; Sordariomycetes; Hypocreales; Nectriaceae
Exons: 2
Coding region: 1-1068 (355 amino acids)
Biological process (GO): NADPH regeneration
Cellular component (GO): cytoplasm
Molecular function (GO): oxidoreductase activity; nucleotide binding
Source: RefSeq, a predicted model, not a curated record
AUGGCACCUCAGAAGCUCAAGAUUGCUGCUGCCGGCCUCGGCCGCAUGGGCAAGCGUCAUGCCAUCAACUUCCUCAACAGAACCCCCCGGGCUGAGCUGGUCGCUGCCUUCACACCUGAUCCUACAGAGAUGGCUUGGGCCAAGGUCAACCUGGAGCCUCACGGAGUCACUCUCUACGAUAACUACCAGAAAAUGAUCGACCAAGAAGGUCUUCAGGCUGUUGUUAUUGGUACUGCUACCUCUGUGCAUGCCGAGGAAGCUAUCCAGGCUAUGCAGAAGAACCUCCAUAUACUUUGCGAGAAACCUCUGUCCACCAGCAUUGAAGUGUGCCGUCAGGUCGUCGACGAAGCCAAGAAACACCCCCAUCUCAAGGUCAUGUGUGGCUUUUCCCGCCGCUUCGACGAGUCCUACCGAGACGCAUUUGGCAAGACCCAACAAGGUGCCAUCGGCCGACCUACAAUCAUCCGCAGCCAGACCUGCGAUAAGCACGACCCAUCGGGCUUCUUCGUCGAAUAUGCUGCGUGGUCCGGCGGCGUGUUCGUCGAUAUGUCAGUGCACGACAUUGACCUGACGCUCUGGUUCUUCGGCGACGAGGUAGUUCCCAAGAGCAUUUCGGCCCAUGGCGUGCGUGCUGUGCAGCCUGACCUCGCCAAGUACAAUGAUUACGAUAACGCUGUAGGUAUUGUGGAAUUCUGGGGUGGCAAGAUUGCAUACUACUACUGCUCUCGAAUGAUGGCCCACGGACAAGAGGAUACCACAGAGGUUAUCGGUACAGAGGGUAAGCUGACUGUCAACGGCAACCCGCAGUCUAACCUUGUCAACUAUUACCACUCUGCCGGUAUCACCCGCGAGGUGCCUGCUCAUUAUUACGGCCGCUUUGAGAUGGCGUUCGUUCAAGAGUCCAACGAAUUCGCCGAUGCAUGCCUUGACAACACCCCGUUGCCUAUAAAGUUGACGAAUGCUGUCCGUGCGGUUGAGAUUGGCUCUGCUUUGCAGGAGGCUCUUGUGAGUGGAAAGCAGAUCAGAUUCGACGAGAUUGGACGUCGCAUUGAGGAAUCCAAGCUAUAA